This is a messenger RNA of Taeniopygia guttata (zebra finch), 10092 nucleotides long. RefSeq names its product immunoglobulin superfamily member 10 (gene IGSF10). The record is from RefSeq and is a predicted model, not a curated record. Gene Ontology annotation, molecular function: protein binding. Gene Ontology annotation, cellular component: extracellular region. Lineage: Eukaryota; Metazoa; Chordata; Aves; Passeriformes; Estrildidae.
GCGGCUCCGGGGCCGGGACACACGGCGGGCACCGGCUGCGGCUCCGGGGCCGGGACACACGGCGGGCACCGGCUGCGGCUCCCCGGGCGCUCCCUGCUGAAUCCCUUCCUGCGAGCGGCAGCUCCGCACACCGCGCCGGGCGGGGCACGGCGGGCAGCUGUCAAACGGCAGCGCUUGAGGUCAUGACACAGACCCGUCGCUGAGGGGAAACCCGACAGCUCGGGGCCUGGCUCGUGGGCGGGUUUGUCUUUCAAGUUAAGAAUUCUUUUUUUUUUGCUUAUGCCUUAACGGCGGACGGCUCAGCGCUGCGAGCGCCCGCGUGUUCUGCUUCCCCCGCAGGAGCCCGUCCGCCCGGAUGGCAGCGUGGGAUCCCCGCAGGAUGGGGGCUCCGUGCGGGCAGCGGCCCCGCUGGCUGGCGACCCUGCUGGCCGCCUGCCUGGCCACCCUCCCGGCCAGCAGCGCCUGCCCCCGGCCCUGCGCCUGCCGCGGCUCCGCCGAGCUCCACUGCACCUUCCGCUACUUCAGCGCCGUCCCCCCGCGCAUCCCGCCGGACGUGCAGCGCAUCAACCUGGGCUACAACAGCCUGAGAAAACUCAGCCCCACGGACUUCGCUGGCCUGGAGAAACUGGAGCUGCUGAUGCUGCACAGCAAUGAGAUCAGCAUGAUCCCUGAGAAGGUGUUCAGUGAUUUACGUUCACUACAGGUCUUAAAAAUGAGUUACAACAAGGUCAGAGUGCUUCAGCAGGAUGUAUUUUAUGGCCUGAACAGCUUGGUACGGCUGCAUAUGGACCACAAUCAAAUUGAAUUUGUGAAUCCCAAUGUUUUCUAUGGGCUCACUUCCUUGAGGUUGGUCCACCUGGAUGGAAAUUUACUUCAGCAGCUGCAUCCAGACACGUUUGUCACCUUGCGCUACAGUCACAUAUUCAGAAUAUCCUUCCUGAAGCACAUCUCUCUAUCUGACAAUGUGCUGACUUCACUUCCCCAAGAAAUGUUUUCCUACAUGUCAGAGCUGGAGAGCAUUUACCUCCACGGAAACCCCUGGUCCUGCGACUGCAGCCUGCAGGGGUUUGCAGGGUGGGCACAGGAGAGACCAGAUGUUAUAAAGUGCAGGAAGGAGAGAAGUUCUGGUGUCCAGCAAUGCCCAGUCUGUGCUAGUCCCAAAACUCAUCAUGGGAAAAGUUUAGUGGAUCUCCCUCCUGCAUCUUUCACCUGCACUAAGCCAGCCAUCCAUGACUCCCUGAAAUCCAGAAACCUCACGGUGCCAGAUGAUGGGGAUUUCAGUUUCGUGUCUCCCGAGGACCUGAUAGCCCCGAUAGGAUCUGUGGCUUUGAAUAUGACUGACCAAGCAGGAAAUCGAGGCAACAUGGUUUGCAAUGUCCAGAGACCUAAAGAAAUGUCUCCCAUCUCAUUUGACAAAACUGGCCCCAGCAGAGUGCUGAAAACCUCGUUCUCAGCAUUCCUGGUGUGUGGUAUCGAUGAUGGACACAUCCAGCAGCUGUGGAGCAUCCUGGCACUGUACAGCAGCUCUCCUUUGAAACUGGAGCGAACUGUGCGGACAGCUGACGAGCCCUUCAGUAGCUACAAAUAUAAGCAGAUCCUCAGUGAGAAAGACGAACUUUUCACCAGCGUUGAGGCUGAGCUGCGAGCUGAGCCAGCCUGGCUGAUGCAGAGCCAAGUGGCCCUGCAGCUGGACAGGACAGCCACCACGCUCAGCACGCUGCACGUCCGCUACGCCGCCGAGGCCCGGCUCGCCCUGCCCGGCGGUGAGGAAGAGCAGGUGAGACACCCCUGGGCCAUCAUUUCCAGGGACAACAGCACCCAAACGGAGCACACGGUGCUGGUGGGGGGCACGGUGGAGCUGGGGUGCCAGGCAGCUGGCGAGCCGGCUCCCGCCGUGGAGUGGAUAUUGGCCGACGGCAGCAAAGUGCGAGCGCCUCACGUCAGCGAGGACGGGCGAAUCGUAGUCCUCAAAAGCGGGGUGCUGACGCUGCGGACAGCCGACGUCUUUGACUCGGGGCUCUAUCACUGCAUCAGCACCAACCGCGAGGACGCUGACGCGCUCCCGUUCCGGAUCACGGUGGUGGAUCCUCAGGUGGAGCACAACGGGCUCAAUGGGGCCCGGCUGUCGGCCGCUCCCGGCAGCACACUCCACCUGCCCUGCACAUCCACGGCUGCUCCGGACGCUGCCGUCACCUGGGUGCUCCCCGAGCGCACAAUUCUCCGUCACUCUGCUGGAAACAAACAUGUUCUUGCCAAUGGCACCUUGAGAAUACAAGGGCUGACAGAGCGAGAUGUGGGCUACUUCCGAUGCGUUGCAGCCAACCGGUACGGGGUUGAUCUUUUGGUUUUCCAAGUGCUGAUGAGGCGGGAUGAGACUGCUCUGAAGAAAAAGCAUGGAGCUCCAGGAGAGUGGGAAGAACGCUCUGGUGAUGAACUGCUGCGCUCUGCUGCAGCACAGAGACACCCCUCAGGCACUCCAGCCACCCUGAGAGCUCACGGGGAAUCUGCGGCAUCAGCAGCCAGCGGCCGGGGCGCACAGAGGAACAGCCACGGGAAAACGCCUCGCUGGCCCCACGCAGACAGAGCAGGCAGGCGGUUCAGGGGACACAGGAGACAGUUUGUUUCCUCAGGCAGGAGAGCUGAUCCGCAGCGCUGGGCAGCCUUGCUGGAGAAAACUAAGAGGAACUCAACAGUGACAGACAAACGAAGAGAAGCUGCAACAGAACCACCCAUUCAAGUCCAUAAGCUCUCAGAGGUACCUGAGGAGGAGGAGGAGACAUCUGGCGAUCUCGUAUCUCCAGAAGAAGAAUUCAUGAUGCCAGCAGCAGGGAGAUCCCCAGUACCUGCUCGGGGGAGAGCAACAGAACUCACGAUCACUGCAGAGCCCGGGGAGACUGCGAAUCCCCCUCCUGCCUGGGACACCUCUCUCCUGCUCACAGAGCCACUAACUCCCCUACCCUCACCUCUUCCACACUCUGUGACACCUGCCAGCAAAAGGCUGCAAACACUUCCAAAACCUACAGACCCAUGGGAAAGAUCUGAUUUGAGUCAAAUAUCAGCAAAUGGUGUAAAACAGCCAGCUGUACCAAGUGGAACACCCACAUUCUUCCCUGCUAGGCAAAAGUCAAUAUAUUCUGGGGAAAGUAAUAAUGAGCAUCUAAAAUCUGCAUCCACAACACCCGCGACAGAAGCUACAGGCAGAGCUGUAACUCCCCAAAGCACAGCAGACAAGUUACAUAUUUUUACUGACUCUAUUGAUAAUGUCUCCACCAAAACAGAUCACCAGGUCCCUGUGGCGACAUUCAAUGCACCAAGCUCUGAAUUGGGCCCUAUUUUUCAUAGUACUCAGAAAGGAGGAACCCCUAAUCCACCACUGGCCUCAACUCUUGCUACUCAUCAGCAAAUCCAGGUUAUCCAGGAGGUUCCAACUCAUCCACCCCAGCUGCAGCAGCACUAUGGGAGACGAAGGAAAAUUUCUGGUCGGAGACGAAUUGUUAGACCAGGACGUAUCCCAGGUAUGAGAAAGCACCAAUACAAUUUUGGGAGGCCGGGGUCUGCCAGAGGAAGUACAGCUGUGGCUGCAGGUGUUCAAGUGAAUAUGAGCUAUGUAUCAAAUGUACCAAUCUUCAACAACUUGAGCAGUUCCAUCAAUCCAUUUAGCCCAGAAACACCCCAGUCUUCCCCCUCCACCAUGGAUAUGCCAUUGGAGCACCCCGUGGGUACCCAUCAAAACACAGCAUUCCUCAGGGAAGAGGAAAAGAAACAUAGUGCAAGGAAAAAAGCUGCUACCACAGCCACGUCUGUCACUGCAGAGGACACUGCCACUACUGCAACCAGUGGAGUGGGUGUGAUGGGUUUGAAGCCAACAGUUACACUUGUUAGUACUCCUCAAACCAACGCUAGCGUCACCAAAAGUAAAAUACUCAGAGUGGGAGGAAGGAGAGGUCAGAGGAGGAAGAGGCCUCCUAAAACACCUGCCCCAGAGCGUGUGGCUGCAACCCGGAGCAGUGCAGCCACCCCUGCAGCGAGCACAGCCACCCCUGCAGUGACAGCUCUGACAUCCCCGGCUGUGCCUCCAAGCCCUGCCCCUGCAAAGCCUCUCCCUGGGAGCAUCGGCGCAGUCCCCAGGACCGAAACAGCAGCGCUGGGGGUCCCUGACAGCCCCCAGGCACCCCAGCACAGGCCCACAGCAGCCACACAGACAGCAGCAACCCCGGGCACCCGGGGGAACACGCAGUCAGCCACGCCACUGCCUGGCACUGUGACUGCUCAGAGCCCCCCCAUGGCUCUGCAGACCACACCAGACCCACAGAGGAACACCCAGCUGCCCACAUCACCAGCUGCUGGUCCUGCCCAGACUCCCACCAUGGGUCCCCACGCCUCACCACGGCUGGACGAGCCCCCUGGUGCCACGAGUGCCCGCCCUGCUGCAGCCAGCGCCACGCCAGGGCCAGCAGCUGCCCAGCCCAGCAGAGCCACCGCUGCGGCACGGGGAGAGCCGUGCCUGAGAACGGGGCAGGGGGCUGCCCAGGAGAAGCGGGCAGUGCCGCAGGGAGAGCCUGGCACCGCAGCCCCGGCAGGAGCCGUGCCCGGCGCCCCGGCUGCAGCCAGCGCCCAGCACCGCGCCCCUGUGCCCGCAGCCCCCCCGAGAGCCCCCGAGCCCCCACGGGGCCACGGCCACGGGGCUGUGGGGAGCGGGGACACGCUGCGGGCACCGCAGAUCGCACCUGCGUGGGGAGGGGACAAGGACAGCGCUGCCAGUGCCUGGCCUGAAAGGCGACAAAAUCGAGGCACCACCACCCUCCCCAGUCCCAUCACCUCAGGUUCUGUGAGCAGAAACCAUUUUUCAAAGCCCACAAUAGUCGGAGGGAAGUUGGCUGCUUUCACUCUGCUGGAGAAUUCUGAUGCGUUUAUUCCUUGUGAAGCUACUGGGAACCCCCCUCCAACAAUACAGUGGACCAAGAUACCUUCAGGGCGCGAUGCGGGCGGCGGCGGGGCCGGCCGCCGGGCCGUGCUGCCCAACGGGACGCUGGCGAUCCGCGGGGCGGGCCCGCAGGACGGCGGGCAGUACCUGUGCACGGCGGCCAACGCGCGGGGCGAGGCGCGGCUGCUGGUGACUCUGGCCGUGCGGGCGCGGCCGCCCCGCAUCGCCGGCGCCCCGCACCGCCUGCUGACCGCGCACUCCGGGAACGCCGUGGCGCUGCCCUGCCGGGCCCGGGGCAGCCCCCCGCCCCGCAUCUCCUGGCUGCUGGCCAACGGCACCGAGCUGCGGGACUCCUCCGCGGGCGGCGGCAGAGCGCUGGUGCAGCCGGACGGGACGCUGCUCAUCCGGGCGGUCACCGUGUACGACCGGGGCCUCUACACGUGCCGGGCCAGCAGCCCCGCGGGCAGCGCCGCGCUGGCGGUGCGGCUGCAGGUGGUGGCGGCGCCGCCCCGCAUCCUGGAGCAGGGCCGGCAGAGCGUGGCGGCCGCGGCGGGGCAGAGCCUGAGCCUGCCCUGCACGGCCCUGGGGCAGCCGCAGCCCGGCGUGCACUGGGUGCUGCCCGCGGGCACGGUGCUGCGGCCGCUGCAGCCGCUGCAGCCGCUGCAGCCGCUGCACGCCCGGCUGCUGCUGCUGCCCAACGGAACGCUGCACCUGAGCCGCGCCGCCCCCUCCGACAGCGGCACCUACGAGUGCAUCGCCACCAGCUCCACGGGCUCGGACAGGAGGGUGGUCAGCCUCGUGGUGCAGCGCACAGAGACGCCUCCGAAAAUCGCCGUCGCCUCUCGGGAGCUGACUCGGCUGGACUUCGGCGAGAGGCUGCUUCUGAACUGUACGGCAGGUGGGGAGCCCGCGCCCAGGAUAAUCUGGAGGCUGCCCUCCAAGGCUGUUGUGGACCAGUGGCACAGAAUGGGAAGUCGGAUCCAUGUCUACCCCAAUGGAUCCUUGGCUAUUGAAGCAGUUACAGAAAAGGAUGCAGGUGAUUAUCUGUGCGUCGCAAGAAACAGAAUUGGGGAGGAUCUGAUACUGAUGAAAGUCAGCAUCACAAUGAAACCAGCCAAGAUCGACCACAAACAGCAGUUCAAGAAACUGGUGCCGUAUGGGAAGGAUUUCAGAGUGGACUGCAAGGCCUCAGGGUCGCCCACGCCCGAAAUAUCCUGGGGCCUGCCAGACGGGACAGUGGUGAACAACGCGAUGCUGGCGGAUGACAGCGGGCACGGGGCUCGCAGGUACGUCCUCUUUGGCAAUGGGACUCUGUACCUCAACAAAGCUGGAGUGGCAGAAGGAGGAGACUACACGUGCUACGCCCAAAACACGCUGGGGAGGGAUGAGAUGAAGAUCCACGUCACAGUCAUUGUGGCAGCCCCUCAAAUAAAGCACAAUUACAAGACACACAUUACAGUGGCAGCUGGAGACGCAGCCCUGCUGGACUGUGAGGCUGCUGGAGAACCCAGGGCACAGAUAUUCUGGUUGCUGCCCUCCAGUGAGAUGAUCUCCUCGUCCACAGACAGGCACUCCCUGCACACCAACGGCUCGCUCUCCAUCGGCCAGGCCAGCCUGCUGGAUGCUGGGGAGUACCUGUGUGUGGCCCGGAACCCUGGCGGGGAUGACACCAAGCUGUAUAAGCUGGAUGUGGCUGCUAAACCCCCCAUCAUAAAUGGUUUAUACAGGAACAAAACGAUCAUGAAGGUGACGGCAGUGAGGCACUCCAAGAAGCACAUUGACUGCCGGGCAGAAGGGACACCUCCUCCUCAGAUUAUGUGGAUCAUGCCUGAUAACAUCUUCCUAACAGCCCCAUAUUACGGGAGCAGGAUUGUGGUGUACAAAAAUGGGACACUUGAGAUUCGGAACAUCAGGCCCUCAGACACGGCAGAUUUUAUCUGUGUAGCACGUAACGAUGCGGGAGAGACUGUGCUGGUGGUGCAGCUGGAAGUCACAGAAAUGCUACGGAGACCAAUGUUCAAAAACCCUUUCAAUGAAAAAAUAAUAGUAAAACCUGGGAAAACUACCACACUGAACUGCUCUGUGGAUGGAAACCCUCCCCCGGACAUAAGCUGGAUGCUGCCCAACGGCACAUGGUUUUCCAGCAGCAUCAGCACAUCCCAGUUUUUCACAGGAAGCGAUGGGACCCUGACCAUCUACAGUCCCCAGAGACAGCACGCCGGGCGCUACCGCUGCGCUGCCCGCAACCAGGUGGGCUACAUAGAGAAGCUGAUGGUCCUGGAGCUUGCCCAGAAGCCCAGUAUCCUCAGCCGCCCUGCAGGGCCGGUGACGGGAGUCAGCGGGGAGCCUCUGUCGCUUCACUGCCUGGCCGAGGGCAGCCCCAAGCCCAGGCUGGCGUGGGCGCUGCCGGGGGGCCGCGUGCUGGACCGGCCGCAGGUCAGUGGGAGGCACCUGCUGCUGGAGAACGGCACCUUGGUCAUCCGGGCAGCCUCGGCCCACGACGCCGGGAAUUACGUGUGCAGGGCCCACAACGAUGCCGGGGACUCCUCCCUCACCGUUCCUGUCACGGUCACAGCCUACGCCCCACGGAUCGUGGGCAGGCCCCCCCCAGCCAUCCACACCGUGCCAGGGGCAGCGGUGCAGCUCCACUGCGUCGUGCUGGGCAUCCCAAAACCAGAAAUUACCUGGGAGCUGCCUGACCGCUCCGUACUCUCGACAGCUCAGCAGGGCCGGGGCUCUGGGGGCGAGCUGCUCCACCCCACGGGGACUCUGCUCCUGCAGAACCCCCGACCCUCCAGUUCUGGCACGUAUAAGUGCACAGCGAGGAACCCCCUCGGCACUGACACCGCGGUCACCUACGUGCACAUCAUCUGAGCCAGCAACGAAGCAGGAAUGCAGGGAAUGCAGGCUGCAGCCCGGCCGGGCUCACCCUGGCCAUGCCUUUAACCAAAGGCAGCCACAAGCGAGUGCCUGGACACAUCCACAGCAUCCAGUCUGCAGUCACUGGGCAAAAGGAGAGAGGAAAGGCAAAAUCAGCUCUAGCAUUAUUUGCUGCCAUUUGUCCUCUCCAUGAACAGGGGAUUUAAAUGAAAGCAAAAUUAAGGUACUUCUACUCAGCAAAGUAAUAACAAACAGUGACUAUCAGACGUGGUAACUUUCUGGAAGCAUCCCAGAGAGCUCUUGCACGGACACAGUUUUGCAUCAGUUCAAUGCUGCCCACCUUGCAUGACUGUCAUAAGCACAGAUCAGAGAGGGCAAGGACACCUGGGAACUGAGGAGCAGGUUUAUUGGGAUGCAGAUCGCCUUCUUAAUGUGUUUUAAUAUUUAGUCUGUUUUUAAAAUAAAUAUUCCAUGAUGUAACAAGUAAUGAAGCACUUUUAAUAGCACAGCUGUGGUUGCCACGGUCUUUUCUGCAGAGCUGUGAGAUGGCACAGAACAGCUCAGUUUGGAACAAGAGAGGAAGCUCUGCUCAGCACUGCUAGGCCAAUGCAUGCAGGCUAGGUGUAGAAUCACUCCAACUUGGCAUAGCUUUCUUAUUAUCACAAAAGCAUUUUUUAAAGAUUUCUCAAUAGAAUAAAAAUCACAACAAUUUGAAUAUCUGGCCUCAACUGAGCAGCCAGGUAAGUUUAAGAAGCAAAUGGAGUUAGCACAAAACAGGAAAAAAGUAUUACCAGAGUUUUUAACAUGUUCCAACAUUUAAAGUUCCUCUUGCAAAAUGAAUGCAUUGAAAAAGAAUUGUAUAGACUGACUCCUAAAUGACACAAAAUAGUAAUAAAUUUAUUCUGCUUUUUCAACACUCAACACAAGCAAAGGGAUGAACUCUUUGUGCAGGAAUAACGACAGUUUGUUUGUGGUGAUUCUGGUCGAUUGCUUGCCUGUGGUUCUGCACUCAGCUGCCGAUGCAGUCCCUCACAGCAGCCGAGCACUCCCGGGGAAGAGAACAGACAGCAACCUCUGCUGCUUCCAGUAGGUUUAUUAACAUCACACUGUGGAUUUUAACGUAAACUUAAAGAAGUUCUAACACAAGCAAUAAACCCACUUCAGCAUUUUCUAAACACAAUAAGUGCAAGAGGAAUUAAGUGCAAAGUACCUUAAACAAAGAACCCUAUAAAGUGCAUAUGAAAAUCACAGUCAAAUAAACAUGAUUUCAAGUGAUGCUUGUUCUGCCAACGAAGAAAGAGGUGAAGAUUUUAAUGAACAAAUUAACUUUGCCAAAAUCAGAAGUGCCUUUAGUUCAGUAGUUUGGUCCAAUGCAGUUCUUGGGAAAAAGAAAUUAAAAUUUAAAAAGUGUUCCCUACAAAUAAAUAAAUUCAGUAUUUUUUGUCCUCUUUAAAAGUAACAGGACCUAAAAAGCAUCAAAUUCAUAAAAUUAGCCAUAACGUUCUUCAAAUAGGCCCAAAAAAGUCCAGCACCCACCAUCCAUCUCUGGUCUCUCAGCUUUACAGAUCUGCCUCCUAAAUCCCCAACUGUUUUUCUCAUUAGACCCAGUGAAAAUGCAUGUGCUUCUAAUGCUUUUAAUUAAGUGUUUCUUUGGAAAUCUGGUGUGUUGAAUAAAACUGGAGUAAUCCUGUACCCUAAUAACUCUGUGGGCGCUACAGAAACCGCCCGAGCUUUCCUCAGCAAAACCUGGUGCUUACUGAAGGCAGUUUCAGUGUUUUACAAGACUUCAGCAUCUUUUCCCUUUCUGAAACCAAAUCCUUCACUUAAAACAUGUUGUGUAAUCUCCUGGCUAUCAGUAACUGCUGAGGUUAGUCAAAGGCACUAACCGGUACAGGGAGGUUUUUCUGGGGCCAUAAACACAGCCCACAGCACCUUCUGCUGUGCAGGUGCUGGCAGAGGAGUCUGCACCAGGCAGGUGCCCAUUGCAGCAACACUCUCCCGUCAGUUUGUUCAAGACAGAAGAGCUAUUUUAAAAAUCCCUCAAAAAAUGGAUGAAAAUUAUAUAAGAUUAAUACUUUUUAACUCAAAAGCUGCAAUUUCAGCAUGACUAUUUUCUCUACUUUUCUAUAGCAAACUUUUCCUAGUUAUCCUCACCACUUGUAAAUGGGAAAGAAAAAAAGCCCAAAGACCGUGGGCUGCUGUAUGUUCUGUGUCAUAUAAAGCAUCUCACUACUGCUGCUGCACAAAAGUUGUGUGUCACAUCAGAAACAUGACCUGAAUAUCUUAAA